ACUUGUAUAUUCACUACAGUGGUUGCCUGUCCCCCAAGAGAGUGUGGCUUCUGCUCUCUCUCCUCCGAUCCGGUGGCCAAGGUGGGCAGCUUUCCCCGUACCCACGGAGGCCUCUGAAACACCUGCGUAGGAGGAUCCUUUGAUCAAACCUUGUUUCGAAAACCCUGCAAAUAUUGCUCGAGGCUUAAAGAUUUGAUCUUGGACGGGUUUCCGACGCUUUUGUGUCUUAUGUUACGUGCGACCGGAAGAGAAGGAUUGGACUUGAAUUUGAUCGCCGCAUCUGGUGUUUGUGAGGUGGGCUGAGAGAGGAUUCCAUCUUGAGAUGCUUGCCUGGAAUUUAUUAGGUUCGAGAUUGUUGAUCCGGGCCACUUUUCUUCCCUUUUCUCCGAGAUCAUUGUGCGCAAAGAUCGAUCUCGGAAGAAACGGGCGUUUUUGCAAUCCCUAUAUUCUCAAUGGUUUAUAUAGUCUUCAAUUCUAUUUUGAGCAUCCUGUCUAGAGAUUCAAAGCAUGGGGCCUUAUUUUCUGGUUAUCAGGUUUCACUUUCAAUGGCAAUUAGCCUAUGCAUGCUUGAUUGCUCACAGAUCAGUUUGAUGUGGGCCUAGCAUGUGUGAUGAGGCUUUCGGAGACACAGGGGAAUCACUGAGGAUCAACGCAAUCCAAGAAUUGGCCAUGGCCAUGGAGAGAAAUUUAUGCAACCACUUACCUUGUUGUAAUCCAUCUCCUCUCCAACCAGUUGCAUCUGGUUGUCAGCACUCUGAAAGUAAUGCUGCAUUCUUUUCAUGGCCUACCUCUACUCUAAUGCAUGGUGCUGCUGAAGAUCGAGCUAAUUAUUUUGGGAACCUUCAGAAAGGUGUACUGCCGGGACGUCUUGGCCAUCUGCCAAAUGGGCAGCAAGCCACAACACUACUUGAUUUAAUGACAAUAAGAGCAUUCCACAGCAAAAUCCUUCGUCGUUUCAGUCUUGGAACAGCAAUAGGCUAUCGAAUCAGGAAGGGGACAUUGACUGACAUUCCAGCAAUUAUUGUUUUUGUUGCACGGAAAGUUCACAAGAAAUGGCUCAGCCAUGACCAAAUCCUGCCAUCUGCCCUUGAGGGAUCAGGAGGUGUAUGGUGUGAUGUGGAUGUUGUGGAAUUUUCUUAUUAUGGUGUACCAACACCAACCUCCAAGGAACAAUUGUACAAUGAGCUUGUAGAUGGUUUACGAGGCAGUGACCCGUGCAUCGGUUCAGGGUCUCAGGUUGCGAGCCAAGAGACAUAUGGGACUUUAGGUGCCAUCGUGAAAAGUCGUACAGGCAACAGACAAGUUGGUUUCCUAACAAACCGGCAUGUUGCAGUUGAUCUGGACUAUCCUAAACAAAAGAUGUUUCAUCCCUUACCACCCAACCUUGGACCUGGAGUCUACCUAGGUGCUGUUGAGAGGGCAACAUCUUUCAUCACGGAUGAUGUUUGGUAUGGGAUUUAUGCUGGAACAAACCCAGAGACCUUUGUUCGAGCCGAUGGGGCAUUUAUAACCUUCGCUGAUGACUUUGAUAUGUCUAGUGUUACUACUUCAGUGACAGGACUGGGUGAGAUUGGAGAUGUUAAGGUUAUAGAUCUGCAAUCAUCAAUCAAUGGCCUAAUAGGGAGACAGGUGGUGAAGGUUGGAAGAAGCUCUGGAUUGACAAAUGGAAUUGUUAUGGCUUAUGCUCUUGAAUACAAUGAUGAGAAAGGGAUAUGCUUCUUCACAGAUUUACUUGUCGUGGGUGAGAAUCAGCACACAUUUGAUCUGGAAGGUGACAGCGGGAGCCUAAUAAUCCUGACAGGACAAGAUGCUGAGAAACCUAAACCUAUAGGUAUCAUUUGGGGUGGGACUGCGAAUAGGGGGAGGUUGAAGCUUAAAAGUGGCCAUGCUCCUGAGAAUUGGACCAGUGGAGUUGAUCUGGGUCGUCUUCUUGAUCUUUUGGAACUUGAUCUUAUAACAACAAGCGAAGGACUUCAAGAUGCACUACAGGAUCAAAGAUUUGCUUUAGCAGCUGCUAUCAAUUCCAAUGUUGGCAAAUCAUAUCCAACCGUAGGGAACCUUCCAAAUGAAAAGGCUAAUGAGAUAUAUGAGCCCCUAGGCAUUAACAUUCAGCAGUUCCCUCCUGAAGGUGCUUCUGGUUCAGGAGCUGAUGCACCUUUAGUAGCUAUCGAGUUUCAGGUGGAUACGGUUGAGGUUGCAAACAAUGUGGAAGAGCAUCAUUUUAUCCCGAACUUACUUAGCAUGUCUCCUAAUCAUCGCACUGAAGAAGGCAAUCUGGAAAGGAAGAAUGUGUCUGCACUAAUAAACUUAUCCGGUGAAGACGUUUGCGUUUCACUGCACUUGGGGGGAUCAAGAACCUAAGAGACGGCAUUCUGAUCAACAUGGAGAAAAGAAUUUUUUUAAAAGAAGCAGCUAAGUGUCAUAUGUGAACUACUUUUUUGAGUAUUAUUUACAGAAGAUAUCAAUAUGGCAUGGAUGUGAAGUCAAAUUAGGGUUAAUUUUGCAUUUUCUGAUAGCUUUGGAUUGAAGAAAGGCAAUUCUCAAGGAAUCUCUUGGGUUACAAAGGAUGAGUGGAGCCACAAAGUCAAAAGGAUGGCAUUCUUGAUUCUACCUCUGCAGAAACCAGAAAGUGUCUCUUUUUAUUUUGUCUCAGGAAAACAGGGCCUUUAUUACAGAAUGUCUUGACCUGCAGACGCCCAGGAUGUUGAAGAUUAAGGCAAAUCCAACUUUUCACAGGGAUUUAUUCGAUCAUAUGCGAAUCCCCAGCUGCCAAAUUUGACUCUCAACUUGCUCUCCCUGUCACCACGGCAAUUCAUCUGAUACUUGCAGUAUGGAUCUGAUAGAUAAUUCAAGGUUUCGAUGGUUACUGUUGUUGGCUCCACUUCCAGUUUUCUGCGAGUAAUUAAUAUACACUGCAAGUUAUCAUCAGGAAGUUGAUGGAUUGACAUGAAUGGUCUGCCUGGGAAAAAUGUGUUCAGAUCUGGUGCAAUUACUCAUUCGUAUUUCGAGCAAUCAAAAUGAACUGGGUAAGGAGUUUCAUGUUCUUCAAAGUAUGGAUGAUCUUGAUGUUACUACCAAGUAUGUUUGUUAUAUGGAGCUUCAGCCCCCAACAUUCAUCACAGCAAUGCCUCUCUUUCUUUCUUUCUUUCUUUUUGCUGUUUCAGGAAUUCCUUGUAGCAAGCACUGAACAAUCAUGGUUUAAAGCUCUCUUGGAAAUAAGAAAAAGAUCAAUCUGUGAAA
Musa acuminata AAA Group (dessert banana) is the source of this 3240-nucleotide messenger RNA. Its product is annotated as protein NARROW LEAF 1. The coding region runs from base 604 to 2361 and encodes 585 amino acids. The transcript has 7 exons. Lineage: Eukaryota; Viridiplantae; Streptophyta; Magnoliopsida; Zingiberales; Musaceae. The record is from RefSeq and is a predicted model, not a curated record.